CAUUACAACGCAAUAGGCAAUUGAUCAAGAAAACAAAUAAUUAAAUGUCGUCUAAAGUUAGUUCUCCUUUUUGCUUGAUAGUGUUCUUCUUCCUCUUCUUAACCUUCACAUAUGCAACAAGACUUGGCCCUGUUUCUUCCCCUAUUAUCUCAACCAAUACUCAAUAUAAGGUUUUGGAAGAUGAAAAGGUGGACAUACAGGAAAAUUGUGAGGGUAUUAACGAAGAUGAUUGUUUGAUGAGAAGAACACUUGUAGCUCAUACAGAUUAUAUCUACACACAGAAGCAAAAUCCAUAGCUCUAAACAUCGUUUUCUACACGUUGUUGUCAUUUUUAUUUAUAACCAUAAGAUUUUAUAUGUUCCUUAAAAAAAUUAGUUUUCUUAAACAUAAUUAAUUUUUGA
Messenger RNA from Vicia villosa (hairy vetch), 401 nucleotides. Its product is annotated as phytosulfokines 3-like. The record is from RefSeq and is a predicted model, not a curated record. The transcript has 3 exons. NCBI's taxonomy places the organism in Eukaryota, Viridiplantae, Streptophyta, Magnoliopsida, Fabales, Fabaceae. Gene Ontology annotation, molecular function: growth factor activity. Gene Ontology annotation, biological process: cell population proliferation. The coding region runs from base 45 to 296 and encodes 83 amino acids. Gene Ontology annotation, cellular component: extracellular region.